This is a messenger RNA of Pectinophora gossypiella (pink bollworm), 1291 nucleotides long. RefSeq names its product leucine-rich repeat-containing protein 23-like. Lineage: Eukaryota; Metazoa; Arthropoda; Insecta; Lepidoptera; Gelechiidae. Bases 51 to 1142 code for a protein of 363 amino acids. The record is from RefSeq and is a predicted model, not a curated record. The transcript is spliced from 4 exons. Gene Ontology annotation, molecular function: protein binding.
UUAAGUGAUAUUCCCGAGCGAAUAAAUCAGUAGCUAAGGUGCCGCAAAUCAUGUUAAAAUUAAAAGUUAAACGUUAUCGCGGCGAAGAAGACGAAGACGACUAUAUCGACGAGCAGGAUUUUCACGAGGGCACAGCGACUACCACAACAGUUGGUGUAGAUAAAGAUGAGAUAGAACCCAAGUCGCUGGUGAAGUCGGAGAUUAGUGACAGACUGAGCUGGCUUGGGAAGACUGCUGAAGGACAUGGAUACGCUUACCUAAAAGCGACAUGCACCGAUAUGAAACUCACGGAAAUUUCUGCCAUAAAGACAUUCAAAUAUUUGCUGUUUGUUGACUUUUCGCAAAACUACCUUACCAUCGAAGCGUUGCAGGUGGUCACUGAGAUACCAUUUCUGCUACUCAUUAAGGCAGAUAAAAACAAGCUGAUUUCAGCCAGACUGAAACGACACAAGCACCUGCAAGUCAUCGUUAUGAGCUACAACAAUAUAAGUACAGUUAUGGAUGUGUUCCAUCCUCAGCUGAGUACUUUGGAAGUAGGAUAUAAUAACAUUCAAGAGAUAAAGUUUCGACGCCCAAUGCCGACUCUACGAGUACUAGACUUCCGAUACAAUUUUAUCCGGGAACUGACCGAUAUGGACUAUCCUAACCUCGACAGUUUGUACUUGGCUGGGAACAAAAUAACUAAACUGACCGGGAUAGACCGACUGCAGAAUCUGAGGAUAUUACAUGUACGGAACAAUCCUAUAAAGUACCUGAAGGGAUUCGAGACUGAACUGCCGAAACUUCAGUAUUUGAACCUGCGCAACUGCAAGAUUGCGACGAUCAAGCAGAUCAAGAAAUUACGAGAGCAGAAGGCUUUAGAGACCCUGAUCUUGAAGGGUACACCGUACAUGGGCGGCACGGGGAAGGAAGGUCCCGAGGCUGCUGAUGAGGAGGAAGACGCAGAAUCGAGGAUAGAAGUACUGGCGUCGCUACAAAGACUUCAAAGACUGAAUAAAACGCCCUUUACGGAAGAGGAGAGACAAGAAGCCAAAGACCUGAUGACACAAUGGCUGGAAGAAGGCGAGAAGGAUGAUGAAGAAGAAGUUGCUGAAGAAGGGGAGGGUGAAGGUGAAGAAGAAAUGGGGACAGAAGGGCCUUAAACUGGUGUUGAUAGACCAAUCUAAAUAUUCACCAUACCUACUACAGCCCUAUGGCAAGGCGCUUAUCUACAUACGCGGAUUUCAUUCAACUAAUAGAGACCUUAUAGCAUCUAUUGAAUGGACUUUCUACAGCAAAUGCCAACCUUGGG